Triticum dicoccoides is the source of this 1953-nucleotide messenger RNA. Its product is annotated as splicing factor U2af large subunit B. The record is from RefSeq and is a predicted model, not a curated record. Lineage: Eukaryota; Viridiplantae; Streptophyta; Magnoliopsida; Poales; Poaceae. Gene Ontology annotation, molecular function: RNA binding. The transcript is spliced from 11 exons. Gene Ontology annotation, cellular component: nucleus. The coding region runs from base 97 to 1743 and encodes 548 amino acids. Gene Ontology annotation, biological process: mRNA processing.
UAAGAUUGGCGACCAGGCCAGAGACCCAAAAAACCACCCCCUGACCCUGGACGCCGGAUCCCCAAACCCUCCCCCUCCAGACCCCCUCGACGCGAGAUGGCCGACGACAACGGCGGCGGCGGCGACGACUACGUCAGCGAGGCCGUCCGCCCCGAGGGUGAUACACAUACGCGUGAAGAGGGAUUGUCAAAAUCCAGGGAUCGAGACAGAGAAAAAGACAAGGAUAAGGAGCGCCAUAGGGACCGUGACAGAGAUAGAGGAAGAGACAGAGAUCGGGGUCGGGACAGGGAUCUAGACAAGGAUCGGGACAGGGACAAGGAUCGGGAUCGUCACCAAAGGCAUCACCGUGACAAAAGGGAGCACCGAGACCGUCCUGAUGAUCACGAUCGUCACAGAAGCCGUGAUUCUGAAAGGAGAAGGGACCGCGAGAGAGAUGGACAUCGCAGGCAUCGCUCUCGUUCACGGUCUCGUUCAAGGGGCAGGGAUGAUCACAGAUCUCGAUCUCAUUCAAAAAGCAAGCGAGUCAGUGGAUUCGACCUGGGACCAACAGCACAAUCCGUACUUCCUCAGUUCCCUACCAUUCCAACCCCAAGUCAGUUACCGGGCUCUUCUAUUCCUGGAAUGUUCCCGAACAUGCUCCCUUUUGCUGUUGGACAGUUCAAUCCCCUCGUCAUGCAGCCACAAGCCAUGACUCAACAGCAUAUUUUUCCUCAGGCUACUCGGCAUGCUCGGCGUGUUUAUGUCGGUGGCCUUCCCCCAUCUGCUAAUGAACAGUCUGUUGCAAUAUACUUUAAUCAAGUCAUGGCUGCUAUUGGAGGAAACACUGCUGGUCCAGGUGAUGCUGUUCUUAAUGUGUACAUAAACCAUGACAAGAAAUUCGCUUUUGUGGAGAUGAGGUCUGUGGAGGAAGCAAGCAAUGCAAUGGCACUGGAUGGCAUUUUAUUUGAAGGUGCACCAGUGAAGGUUAGAAGACCAACAGACUAUAACCCUUCUCUGGCAGCUGCCCUGGGCCCAAGCCAGCCAAGCUCCAAUUUGAAUCUUGCUGCGGUUGGCCUAACACCAGGUUCAGCCGGAGGGUUAGAAGGCCCGGACCGUAUUUUUGUGGGUGGUCUCCCCUAUUACUUCACAGAGGCUCAAGUUCGGGAGCUGCUUGAAUCAUUUGGGCCUCUUCGAGGAUUUGAUCUUGUGAAAGAUAGGGAAACUGGUAACUCAAAGGGCUAUGCGUUCUGUGUCUACCAGGACCUCAAUGUCACUGACAUAGCCUGCGCUGCUCUAAAUGGUAUCAAGAUGGGAGACAAAACUCUUACGGUCAGACGAGCAAACCAGGGCUCAGCCCAACCUAGACCAGAGCAGGAAAAUAUCCUGUUGCAGGCACAGCAGCAGGUGCAGUUACAGAAACUUGUGUAUCAAGUUGGAGCGCUCCCUACAAAGGUUGUAUGCCUGACCCAGGUAGUUACUGCUGAUGAAUUAAAAGAUGAUGAAGAAUAUGAGGACAUUAUGGAGGACAUGAGGUUGGAAGCUGGGAAAUAUGGUAACUUGGUGAAAGUUGUCAUCCCGCGCCCUCAUCCGAGUGGAGAGCCAGUUUCUGGAGUUGGAAAGGUGUUCUUAGAGUAUGCAGAUGUUGAUGGUUCCACCAAAGCAAAGACGGCGAUGCACGGAAGGAAAUUCGGUGGAAACCCAGUUGUUGCGGUCUUCUACCCCGAGAACAAGUUUGCUGAUGAGGACUAUGACGCGGCAGCAUAAAUUAUCUCUUUUCCAAUGACAAUAGUGCUUUGUGUAGUUUGUUCGAUUUACAGCAACGUUUUCCCUUUAGUCAAGCUUUCCUGUAGCCCUGGAUUUAUGCAGAACCGCCAGUUAUUAAUAUUGGAAGAUAGAUUGCCUAAAGAUGAUCUAUUGGUCUUGUCCCUUAAUCUUGACUGGCGUUAGAUGUGCCAGGGUAUGCCAUUCUCUUCA